Saccoglossus kowalevskii is the source of this 950-nucleotide messenger RNA. Its product is annotated as glutamate dehydrogenase, mitochondrial-like. Gene Ontology annotation, molecular function: L-glutamate dehydrogenase (NAD+) activity. Gene Ontology annotation, biological process: L-glutamate catabolic process. Gene Ontology annotation, cellular component: mitochondrion. NCBI's taxonomy places the organism in Eukaryota, Metazoa, Hemichordata, Enteropneusta, Harrimaniidae. The record is from RefSeq and is a predicted model, not a curated record.
AUGGCUUUCUUCAUUGUAUCUAUUGUAGCACCUCUAUAUGACAGUAUCAUUUGGUUCUUCGCUAAUCUGGCAUUGUUGAUAUUGGAUGGAAUUUACCAUGGUAUUGAGAACUUUGUACAUGAAGCAUCAUAUAUGAGUGCAAUUGGUACAACUCCUGGAUUUGGUGACAAGACAUUUAUUGUCCAGGGUUUUGGUAAUGUAGGUCUUCACAGUAUGCGUUAUCUACAUCGUCACGGUGCUAAAUGUAUAGGAAUUGCAGAAAUAGAUGGUAGUAUCUUCAAUCCAGCUGGUAUUGACCCUAAAGAAUUGGAAAACUAUAAAAUUGAUAAUGGUACAAUAGUUGGCUUUCCUGGCGCAGAAUCCUACGACAAAAAUCUGUUGACAGAGGAGUGUGACAUAUUAGUACCAUGUGCUGCUGAAAAAGCAAUUACUGCUGAGAUUGCUAAAAAUAUGAAAUGUCGGAUUGUUGCGGAAGGUGCCAACGGUCCAACAACUCCAGCUGCUGAACAAAUUCUUCUUGAUAGAAAUAUUUUAGUUUUACCUGAUCUAUUCCUGAAUGCUGGUGGUGUAACCGUGUCAUACUUUGAAUGGCUAAAGAAUCUGAAUCAUGUCAGUUAUGGACGUCUUACAUUUAAAUAUGAAAGAGAAUCAAAUUACGAUAUUUUGGGCAGUGUACAAGAAAGUUUAGAGCGUAAAUUUGGACGUGAUGGCGGUAAAAUUCCAAUCACACCAUCAGAUCAAUUUAGGAUGAAAAUAGCUGGAGCAAGUGAAAAAGACAUUGUACACAGUGGGUUGGCACAGACCAUGGAAAAAUCUUCAAGGAGUAUUAUGAAAACAGCUACUAAAUACAACCUUGGUCUUGAUCUCCGUACCGCUGCAUUCGUGAAUGCUAUUGAGAAGAUUUAUACAUCUUAUAAAGAAUCUGGUCUUACUUUUACUUAGAACAAACC